Molecule: messenger RNA, 6091 nt
Organism: Blastomyces gilchristii SLH14081
Lineage: Eukaryota; Fungi; Ascomycota; Eurotiomycetes; Onygenales; Ajellomycetaceae
Exons: 14
Coding region: 2559-4718 (719 amino acids)
Biological process (GO): regulation of DNA-templated transcription; DNA-templated transcription
Molecular function (GO): DNA binding; zinc ion binding; DNA-binding transcription factor activity, RNA polymerase II-specific
Source: RefSeq, a predicted model, not a curated record
AAUUCGCAUAUUCUUCAUCUCUGAAAAGUUCUGGCUCCACAUUCAACUAUCCUCCUCCUUUUCUCUUCCGCCUCGUUAACACCAUGGUUGCUAAGGGAAAGAAGGCGCAAGAAUGCCAUGUUGCUCAGCGGUGGGGUUCUUGGAAGCAAGAAAAAAUUAAAAUAAGAAAUGGCUGAAGAACAAACCGCUGAGGUCGUGGGGUUCUCAGUGUUUCAAUGUAUCCGCUCCCCCAACUCUCCAGUGUGGCUAUCUCAUCCACCCGCCUCCUCUCCUCUCUCUUCAUUUUUCUCUCGUCUCUCUUCUACCUCUUCUCCCUCUUGACAUACCUGGUUAUAUGUGACAUAGACCUUCUCUACCAUUGUGGCGGUCUUUUGCACCUCAGCGUGGAUUUGGUGGGGUGAAGAUAAGGAAAAAGAAAAAGGGAAAAUGCUGAUGUAGGAUGUGCCCCGCGAUCUGGGGCUUCGUUUGCGCCCAGGCGAAGAUUCUUUCUCACGUCUCUUUUAAACCCUUCUUCCGUGACUAUUAUUCUAUUGGAUAAGAACAAAGGAUAUGUUAGUGUAUAUAUAUAUAUAUAUAUAUAUAUGAGUGGUACCACGUUAUGUCUCGAAAAUCAGUAUUUCAAAAGCGCAGAUCUAGCUUUUGUGAAGGAGAAAAGGGGGGGAAUAAUACGACAGCAAAAGGAAUAUCGGGAAUUGGAGGAGGACAGGCAAGGACAAAAAGAUCUUGAAACGGAUAAAAAAAAUAGACAAGCGGGAAUAUUGAAACUUUCCGUAGAAACCUCCACCACCAGUUAAGUUAAAUAGUUAGUUAGCUCGUCAUAGAUACUCGUGUCAAGCUUUUUAUUAUUAUUAUUUUUUUUUUUUUAUCUUAUUUUCCCCACCCAAUAAAGAGCAGUGGAUUUAGUUGAUUAUUUACUUGAGCAUUGGUUUGUUUGUUGACCUAAAUACAUAGACAACGGCAUGGCAUCACGAUAUAUGCGAAGGGGAAUGAAUACUUUCCUGGUUGAAUGAACUAUUCAGCAAACUUGUCAAGAUAACUAAAGUGAAUAAAUAAGCGAUAGUGUGGUGGUGAGAGCAACGACAUUCUAAAUAUGCGAAAGCCUCGUAAAAUGGGUUCAUAUACUCUCGCCUUGUGCGAUAUGUUUGUUAUCCCCUUCCUCGCUGCAUCAUCAUGUCACGGUCUCUAUCUUCAUACUUCAAUGUUAUGCAGAAGAAGGCUGCAAAACGAAAGCAGGGUUUUCUCGACCUCGGUCCAUUUCAAUGGCGAAAAUUAUCCCUGGAUUUCCUCAACCAGGUCUCCCCCCUGGUUUUGCAUUCAAGGUGUCUGUCUGCCUCCCUCUCCCCCCCCGCCAUGCAGGGUUCAAUAUUUAGAACGCCGACUGAUUUCGGGCCUACGAGUCUAUACUGAGAAGAGAACAUGGAGAGGAGACUUCGAUGCCAGGGGGAUCCAAGGGGUCGGUCCAAGGUUGUCCAAGGCUGUCCAAAUGGGUCCAAUGGUAGUUCAGCCGCCAAUUAUCUCUAGAACGAGUUAACGUCGGAAAUUUUCCAGAAGUAGUUUACUGCGUAUAUCGCUUCGCUUUGAGGUCCCUUGCACCGUUGCACGGUAGCAAUCGACGUCUUCAGACCUCCAGCAGCACGCAUAGGGCUAGUUAUUGGCUGGGAGGAGGCUGAUGCGACAGCUUGACAACAAACUGGUUAUCAACGCGUUGAGUGCUUGGGUUUGCUUCGAUUAACACAGAUAUUUAGGAUGGCAGACAUAUGCAAAAUCCUCAUAUAUCGGAUGUCCAAGGAUACUUACUUCUCCUAUUCCCGCAUACCAAUAGCAGCUGAGAGUUAAAACGACUGACUGGGGAGAUAAAAGCCUCACUUCAGCUAUCUUGACAGCAAGUACCCCGUAGUUAAAUAUCUCGUCCCGUGCCGUCCGCCGAAAAGACAAGUAGUAUUAUUAAUUAAUCAGUCGGGGACAUCUGUUAGUUAUCAUACAGGAUCAAGGUCAAGCAGGUUUCUAUAAUUCGUUGAUUUGUGCGCAGGAAGAGGUGGACGUCUUUGUACCAGAUGUUGUUUAUUCCGCAUCGGGUAACUAGCACAUAUCAUCAUCCAACCUCUCUUCUUCUUCUUCUUCUUCUUCUUUUUCUUCUUCUGUACAUCAACUAUCAACUCCCACUCCCAUUCUUUCUUCAUCACGAUAGAACCCCGGCCGAAGUGUUAAAACCCUCGAUGGUUACCAUGAAUGCUACCCCUAGGGCUGGGAUUACAAGGCCGGCAGCCGGCUUUAGGGGAGAUAUUUAAAACAUGGCGCUAGGGAUGGCACCACCACCCCCACCGAGUAGCCUAUGUACGGGCGUACGCUGGGUAAGUGACCAAAUGCUCGGCGCCUUGAAUUUGCCCGUAUCGAUUGUUAUUUGACUGGAUCGUGGCGCCCUGGGCCUCCCUGAUAAUGAAAGUCUGCUCGUCCUGAAAUCUCGCAUCUCGGGGAAAGACAAGUGCUGGCACUUGAACAAACCACUGCUAUCUAGAAGAAUAUUGCGAGACAAAAGCCUAUUCGCACACUAUUUGACCAUGGAGAACCCAAAUGGUGGCGGUGUCAAAAUGAACAAAACCUGCGACCAGUGUAGGCAGCGAAAGAUUCGGUGCAUCGUUCCCGAAACGCCGUCGGGUUCGCAACCUAGGUGCACGUACUGCAUAAAACGGGGAAUUCCCUGCUAUUUCAGCGUUUUUCGCCGCAAGGCCCGGUUCAGAGUUGCCAAUUCUUUGCCUGCCAGCUCACGGCCUUCCGGGAAGGUAGCCUUGGGCGAGCUAUUCGUCGACCGUGUCCUGCAGCAUGGUCCGCAGGACGUUGUCCUUUCCGAUGAGUCCGCCGUAUUCACGUCUCCGGAUGAAAAAGUCCCAAGCUGUGGCCUGGCUUUCUUCUCUGAGCAGAAAGUGGCAUCCUUGAACCAAAGGAUUGGCAAUUCUCGGGUCCAGGAUGUUGUCCAGAGACUCGACGAUUUCAUUUUAAACCGUUUGGGUAUCCCAGACGCAUCUUCAUGGCCUCCUAUUCCUUUCCACAAGCCUAUGAAAAGGGAGCGGAUCACUCCCGAAGAGGCCACUGGGUAUAUUCAAGCUUUCUUUGUAAACCUUCACCCAGUAUACCCAUUUCUAGAUCGUGAGGAGUUUGAGGCGCAGGCGUUCGACCCUAAUCUGACGGCAUUCCUGCACCACAAUCCAGUCUUCUCCGCCCUGUAUCACUGUAUUCUAGCUUUGGGUAGCCAAUUUCUCGGAUGCGGAACAUUCGAACCAGGAAAAGGGAGAUCAUGGGAACUUUUCCAGGUGGCUAUAAGCCACAUGUCUGAUAUAAUUAUCCCCCGAGAAUCUAUUGAAAGUGUGCAAGCUUUAGUUGCAAUGUCGAUAUAUGCUAUGAACUCUUGUGCCCUGCAACUUGAUGGGUUUUUUCUCUCUCAUGCCGCCCGUAUGGUCGUUGAACUUCGGUACCACAAGAAUGUCAGCUCAGAGCCCAAGCACCUCAGGGUGUUUUGGGUUAUCUAUGCCUUAGAGAAACAACAAGGCAUGCAUUGCCGCACAUGCUCUAUCAUACCAGACGAAGAUAUCGGUUGUGUGAUUCCGCCAUUCCCAGAGGCACAAUACGAGAACUUCAACUGGUUUGUUUCGCUGAUCCAAAUCGGACGUAUUACGUCUAUUAUCUACACAUCUCUCUUCUCAGUGAGCGCUUCAUUGCGAUCUCGAGAGUCCUCCCAGUCAACCAUUGAGCAGGUCCAUGAAAUGCUCGAGGCAUGGCGCCAAUCUAUCCCCGCUGAGAUCAGACCAGGCAGCGCAGCUCAGUUCCCCGUCUCUGCGCCUCCGAGUACCAACUUGGCCGCGCUCCAUAUACAUUUCAGUUACUAUCACACUAUCAUUGCUCUAGAUCGUCUCUCCCUCUAUCUCAACCGUGACGGCGGGUCCAAAGCACAAUCGAGUAAACAGAGGCUUAUGAGCACUGCGCGAACCGUGAUCGAAUUGACCAAGCACAUCGACAUACAACCUCAAGUUCCAAUGUUCAUACUCGCCGUCCUUCCCGUCUCAGCCGUAUUCAUUCUCUUCGAUCUCGUCAUCCACAACCCAUUUCAUCGCGAGUCUAGAACAAAUCUGUCACUUCUGGAUUCCGCCGCUGGAUACUUUGCGCUUAUGGGGAUCGCCUCCAACCAUUCUAUGCCAGGCAGCAUUAUGCCUGAGUUUACGCACAUUGCCAGAGAGUACUUUUGGAAGGUUCAGCACCAAAAGGGGACGGUGACUGGUAGGAAGAAAUCCGCCGCUGAAGCGCCGCCGGAGGAUAACAAUACCAUGGAGAAACCUGUCGUCGCCCAGGAGGUGAAUAUGAAAGGGUCACCGUCAUAUCUUACCGGAAGCCCUACUUUCCAAAUGGAGCCUCUGAUCCCAUCAACAACAACGGACCCAGGUAUACGGGUAGCCAGAGGCUGCUCCCAUCCAAGCUCUCACACCGGCUCCGUGGACUCCGACUACCUAGAAUACCCAACGCCCAUAGCCUUCGACGCAGCUUCCGAUUUCCAGAUCGGAGAAUCGGUAGAUCUCAGGACGCUCUUUGGGUGGGGGUUCCCAGCCGGCGGCACGUCGAUGAUGACGAUGGACGAAUGGGCGGCUGACCCUAUGAAUUUCGAACCCGCCGCCGGCGUAGGUGAACUUGAGCUUGGUACCGAUUGUGUGGGGCAUAUGCAGGGUACUUAGAUCGGUGAGGAAGUGAAAGUAGGAAAUAGAGUGUGGGUUUGGGUUUGUGAAGAGGGUUUCGUGAGGGUUUUAUCUUUAAAGAUAUUUCUAUUUCGUUAUUUCUAUAUAUAUAUUUUCUGACUUUUAAAAUAUAGCAAACUGUGUUAUCAAUGCCGUUCUAAUGAUGUCAGCGUUCAAGUGGUGCGUAACCAUGCAAUAUAUACGCAUACCCAGUAGACGUGUAGUGAAAAUAAGGAAAGAAUAAAGAAAGGGAAUGAAAAUACAAAGAGAAAGAAAAAAGGAGAAAGAAAAAGUGAAAAUAAAAGCUCCACCGUUUCUAUCAUGGUUAGUUCCAAACAUUACCCAGCAGAUCCAACGCCUGUGAACAUGCAAUCUUUUUAGUCCCAUAUCGCAAAAAGAGGAGGAAGCCUCCAGAAGAAGGAAGGGCGGGGGCGGGGAGAUGAAACAAGAACGACAAACCAAAAAACAAAAGAAACCUCCCUCCAUCCCCCUUCCAUUAACCACGCCACACCCACCUACGCCCGCUUAUGCUCCUUUCCCUUCGGCAUCCUCACAAGCCAAUACAACCCCAUCGCCGCCCCAACAUUAACCACAACAUAAACCCACAACAGCCCAAAAUUCCUCCACACAUCCGCGUAAUAGAUAUCAAAGCGAGACAGGAACUGGUCCGUCGUGGCGACGAUGCAGUACCGGCACGCCUCCACCGCUUCGGCUGGAUUGAGCAGCACGCCCUUGGCGGCGUCCGCGAAGGGUGUCAGGAACUCGCCGCAGGUCAUGUUGGCGGGCGGUAGGAUUUGGAGGAGCUCGGUUUCGGAGCAGGUGACGGUUGUGCCGGCGAGGGCGGCGGCCAUGACGCCGCCGACAAGGUAGGUUGCCGGGGAUACGGGGUGCAUCCAGGUCCAGAAGGAGGGGAAGUUGGCUUUGGGGAUUGUGACGCUGUUGGAGGGGGAAGUAAUGUUAGUGAUAUUUUCGUGAAGGCUAUGUAUGGGAGGACUUGUAUCGAUGGAGAGAAGGGGUUUUUUUCUUUUUUCUUGGAGAGGGGCGGUGGGGGGCUUGCUUACCCGCAAAAGACCAAGCAGAAUAUCCACAAAAGACUCGCAAUGACGCCACCAAUCUCAGCAUUGGGGACCCAGGUAAUGGCGAAGUGAGAGAAUGUGCUUGUGAAUAGCAUGAACAUCCACAAGAAGAGGAAGCAGAGGAAUCCGCGGACGGUCUGGUCAUCAGCCGUUGUGUUCACAACAAACCCGACUGGAUAAUACCAGCAGAAAUAGACCAAGACGGCCAUCAACGUAUUCCAGACGGCUUCAACUAGGAUAUUAGAGAGUACGAAGGCUAUUUAAUGGCGAGCUGUCAGUUGCUAUUUUCACUUUUAU